CCGGUGGCGCGCAGGUUUGUGGGAGAUUUGGUGAAGCGUCGGCGAGUCGUUCAACUUCCACGAGCUAGACCCGGAGUUUAAGUACCUGUUUUCCCAACAGCUACAGAUAUGGCAGAAAAUCAACAACCAUCGCAGUUGGAGAAGAAGGUGGCAGACCAAAUCGAGUAUUAUUUUGGCGACCACAAUCUUGUGCGUGACAAGUUCCUGAAGGAACAACUUCAACUAGAUGAUGGAUGGGUUACACUGGAGACUAUGCUCAAAUUUAACAGAUUGAAGACUUUAACGACAGAGGAAGCUGUCAUUGUGGCAGCUCUGAAGAAAUCCAAAACGGGUCUCUUGGAGAUCAGUGAAGAUAAAACUAAAAUUCGCCGCAACCCUGAUAAGCCCCUCCCUGAAAUGAAUGACGAGUAUAAAGACGUACUCAAGCACAAGUCCGUCUAUGUGAAAGGUUUUCCUCUCGACGCUACUCUAGACGAUGUGAAGGAUUGGGUAGGCGACAAAGCCCACAUUGAAAACAUCCAGUUGAGGAAAGGAGCCUUGAAGACUUUCAAAGGCUCCAUCUUCAUGGUUCUGGCCUCUGAAGACGCCGCUAAACAGUUUGUUGCCCGCGACGACGUCAAGAAGUUCAAAGACAGCGACUUGAUUGUCUUGAUGAAAGAGGACUACUACGCCAAGAAAGCAGAGGAGAGGAAACACACACGGGCUAUGGAGAAGUCUAAAGCCAGAAGUGAGAAGGAAGAGAAACAGAAACAAGCAGAAGAGGAAGAAAUGAAAUCGUUGGAGGAGCAGAAGGGCUGCCUGCUGCGCUUCACUGGCGUCGGGGACCAGACCUCUCGAGAAGACUUCCACGAGGUGUUCGCAGGACACGCCGACAUCAAGUGGAUCGACUUCACCCGAGGAGCCAAGGAGGGUACCAUCCUGUUCCGGUCGAAGGCCGCGGAGGCGCUGGAGAAGGCCAAGGCAGCCAAGGGCGCCGCCCUGGAGGUGAAGGGGAAGGAGGUGCAGUGGGAGGUGCUGGAGGGAGACGCGGAGAUGGACACGCUCAAGAAGAUCAUCGAGGACCAGCAGGAGUCACACAACAAACGCAGAGGCAGAGGGGGCCACAGGGGAGGUGGCAGGGGACGAGGCCGUGGGGGCCGUAGCCGGGACAGGGGAGGCAGAGACCACCACCAUCCCCAGGGAAAGAAGACCAAGUUCGACAGCGACGACGAAGCAGAUCACACCAGUCCUAAGAAGAGGGCUCUGGAGUCCAAUGGCAAGGGUGCUGCGGAGCCUGCAGCUAAGCAGGUCAAGACUGAGAACGGCUCGUAAACCACAAACGCUCUCCCUGAGUCCCUGCUCCUUUUUUUUUACUGUACAGUAGACACUUAACCUAAAUCGUGUAAAAUGGAGAGGUGCACCCUCUCACUAUUCCAGGAAGGGCUGUCGGCACUCUCUUAAUCCCAGUCCCUUCGCUGAAAAAGGACAAAAUAGUCCGCUGCGUUCAACAUAACUUUUCAUGUUAAUUGUGGAAACCCAUAAGGACUUCAUUGCAGGUCAUCAAAUGGUAUUUUGAUUAGCCGGUGUGCUUCUGUUGACGGGAUACAUACCACCAUUGCGGUUUUGUUGUUUCAAUGGAAAUAGCCUUUAUAUGUCUGAGAUGUAUUUAUGUUUUUACCCUUUUUUUAUGAAAUGAGGCCUAUUGAGAAAUUCGUGCAUGGAAAGGGUGUUCAAUGACUGAAAUGGUCUGACACCUCUCCUACCCUCAAACAUACAUCUUUUUGUUUGAAUCCUGGGUCUGUUCUUUUAAAUGCUAACAAGGACUUGAGCAAGUUAUCUUGGAAUUCAACAGGUGUUUGUGGCAGGGGUUUAGCUGAAGGAAAGUGACUAGUUUGCUUAUCAUGGAGAGAGUGCAAGCUAAGCUGUAUCGAAUCUGGCUGUUGUCAAUCGUCAGUCUGUUGUCAAUGGAGACUGCUCGCCUUGUUGCCACCAAGACUACUUUUAGAUUCACACUGACAAUGUAUACGUUUUCUUACUGUGGUGCUUGCGUCUCCCUUACAUGGAUGAGGCAUCAUUCCCAUUUUCUAAGUUCUCUGCCAUUAUCAGGAUGUUAGAGCCAGGUCAAUCUGUCUUUCUAUGAUUAUUAUUUUGGUGUUUUUUGCUUUGUUGAAGUCUUUGUGGCAUAUGGGCAUGCCAGACUGCUGUAGAGGGACGUCUUUAAAAAAGCGACCUCUCAGUCCAGAAGUUGCUUCCCUAAGUUCCCUCUCUCCUCCACUGCCUGUUGAAAUCUCUCCCUACAACCACACCAUUAUCUAUGGUUAGCUAAGCUACAGACAGACGCCAAGCAAGUGCCAUUUCCCGUUCUUUUUCUUUUGUAUUGUUUUUUUUUUUUUUUUUUCCCCAAAGAUUAUUCCCAUACAAGGCACUCAUUUUUUUGUUUGUCUUAUAGAUGUCCGUUGUUUUUAUUAUCCAAGUUUUCCCUUGAGUGAUUGUGUUUAGUUUAAUUGCUACAUCAUAUAUCUAUACAUCUUGUUUUGAAUUUCAAUAAAAGCAGUGUACACCUA
Molecule: messenger RNA, 2543 nt
Organism: Engraulis encrasicolus (European anchovy)
Lineage: Eukaryota; Metazoa; Chordata; Actinopteri; Clupeiformes; Engraulidae
Gene: ssb
Product: small RNA binding exonuclease protection factor La
Exons: 12
Coding region: 109-1311 (400 amino acids)
Biological process (GO): tRNA processing
Cellular component (GO): nucleus; ribonucleoprotein complex
Molecular function (GO): mRNA binding
Source: RefSeq, a predicted model, not a curated record